Theileria parva strain Muguga is the source of this 526-nucleotide messenger RNA. RefSeq lists its product as uncharacterized. The transcript is spliced from 2 exons. Lineage: Eukaryota; Apicomplexa; Aconoidasida; Piroplasmida; Theileriidae. The coding region runs from base 127 to 447 and encodes 106 amino acids. The record is from RefSeq and is a predicted model, not a curated record.
AAUAAAAAUAAUCCGAGGGAGACGCAAGUAACCUCAUAUUAUACUUCUUUCAACAUCACACAAUAUUUCAUACACCAACUCCAAAUAAUAAAAUAAAUAACAAUUCUAAUGAGGAAAUUUUAAAUUAUGUUACUUUUCGAAUCGCUAAAUAGAAUAACAACAUCUCUCAGUAAUUAUGUAGUCAGAAGGGAGUUUGCAACACAUAACAAUUCCGUAUCAAUUUUACAGCAAUUUUACAACAGAUUGUCAAUAAGGAAAAAAUACAUAAAAGCUAUAAAACGAGGAACCUUAAUUUGGGAUAAAGGACAAGUCAGGAUACCUCCGAUAAUAGCGGAAGGCUACGACCCUCCCAAGUACUGCUUAUUACCCAACGAGAAGCAUAGGAAUAACCAGUACAGGGGUAAAUUUGAGAAUUUAACGGCCAAAAAGGUCUCAUUCUACGAUUAAUCUAAUGUUUUACACUAUUCAUAUUCUGAAAUAUUAUUAUUUACCAAUGUGUAAAUAUAUGUACAAGUAGCAGAGUCUU